AUGCUCAGAAAGAAAAAGUUUUUUCAAAAACUAGUGAUGAUACUAGAAUUACGUACACCAAAUUUGGCAAUAGAACACAUGACAGGUGGGUAAAUUCUGCUCUUCAAAGUUUAUCUUGUUGAGCAUUUGAGGGCGUGUUUUCCGGCAUAGCUUGGACAGACUGCGUGCUGAGGUGGUGCGAUUGCGCUCCGAUUGCAGAAUGUCUAAAGCAAAGGGUGCAGUGUCGCAGGCGGUCCACAAGGUGAUCAUGGUGGGCAGUGGUGGCGUUGGAAAAUCGGCCCUCACUCUUCAAUUUAUGUAUGAUGAGUUUGUGGAAGAUUAUGAACCAACAAAAGCAGACUCUUAUCGUAAGACUGUAAUGCUGGAUGGUGAAGAAGUAGGAAUAGACAUCUUGGAUACUGCCGGACAAGAAGACUAUGCUGCCAUUAGAGAUAACUAUUUCAGAUCGGGGGAAGGAUUUCUCUGUGUGUUUUCAAUUACAGAACAUGAUAGUUUUUCAGCCACAUCUGAAUUUAGGGAACAAAUUCUGCGUGUAAAAGGAGAUGACAAUAUCCACAUUCCCUUUCUGCUAGUGGGAAACAAAGCAGAUUUGGAUGAUAAGAGACAAGUAUCUUUAGCAGAAGCUGAAUCACAAGCAAGACAGUGGAAUGUGCCUUAUGUGGAAACUUCUGCCAAAACUAGGAGCAAUGUAGAUAAGGUAUUUUUUGAUCUUAUGCGAGAAAUUCGAAAUUUAAAAGUUUCUGAAAAUAAAGUAAGUAAUGGACCCAAGAAACCUGGUAGAAAAAGAAGAUGUGUGAUAAUCUAAACCCAUGUUGAAUGUACUAAGUAGUAUUAGUGUUUUCAUUUUUAAUGAAAUGUGCCACUUUCUAUAAUUUCUUUUAUUCGUGAAUAAUUGAUUGACUUGUGCUUCUUAGUGAACUUCAAAAUUCAAUUUAUUAAUUAAUAUAAUGCAUGCCACUGUUCCUACACUAUCACCUGUAAUUGGCUAAUAACUUAGGAUCACUGGAUUUCUAUACAGGUUAUUGGAUUGAUGAUAAAGAAAGCCAAAAUGUUAUCCAUUGUUUAACUUUCCCAUACUGUGAUUGCGCUUUUUUAUUACUUCUAGAAUUAAUAUCUAUUAUCGUGAUUGCACUCCCAAAGAGUCAUCUUUAAAUUACCAAAUCAAUUCAAUAAUAAAGUUUUUCGAUAGUUUUUAACUAGUUUCUGAAGAUUUACACUAUAAAAGCAAAAUGUAAUUAACCUUUAAAUUUAGAAAUAAAUUUUGCCUCCUUUUUUUUACCAAAAAUCAAGUUUUAAAGAGAAUUAAUUCUAGAAAUCUAGGCACCCUAAGUUCCUUUUCACCCCCAUUCUUUGCUGAAACAGGCUUCAAAUGCUGAGUAUUGAAUCAGCAAUCCAGUAUCUAAAGUAGAGAUCAGUGCUACGAAUUCUGCUCUAUAAAGGAACCAAUUUUAUAAGAAUUUUAUACAUUUCUAAGCUAUUGAAACUAAAAUAUUUAUAUUUUAAUACAUUAUUUUAAAUUUUAGAAUCUUUAAAUGUUGUAAGAUUUUCAAAACUGCAUACAGCUUAUUUUUCGAACUCUCGUGUAAAAAUUUCGGAUCCUCCAAAUACAAAAUGCCUAUAAAAGUUGCAAAAUUUGCACAUUUAUGUACUCAAAUUUUAUUUACACUAUUUUUAUGUUCCCUUUGUUGAAAAAUUGAUAAUUUAAGUUGUUUUAUAUUUUACACAUUUUAUUUCGUUUAACUUUUAUCGUUUAAUGAUUUGGUUUUGUUAAAUAUCUUUGUAAGACUUGUCAUUUACAGUUUUGUAACCUAUUGAUGAAACACUUGUGUGUGUUUUUGUGUUAUGCAGCUCUAAAAAAGUUUAUAGCAAAACCACUUUUUCUGUAAAUAUAAUUUUCUUAUGUCAUUAGUAAAGUUUGUAAAACUAUAAUAACUGUAUUAUGUUAUAUUUGUUUUCAGAAUAAAAUGUUUUUUUUUUUUUAUAAAGA
Molecule: messenger RNA, 1987 nt
Organism: Parasteatoda tepidariorum (common house spider)
Lineage: Eukaryota; Metazoa; Arthropoda; Arachnida; Araneae; Theridiidae
Gene: Rala
Product: Ras-like protein A
Biological process (GO): signal transduction
Cellular component (GO): membrane
Molecular function (GO): GTPase activity; GTP binding
Source: RefSeq, a predicted model, not a curated record